UGACAGCUGCUGCAGCCGUUUCAGUUAUCAGCUGGCUUUAGUGCCUUUCGCUGUAGUUUCCUGUAAGUUUGCAGGCGCUGGUAAAUUGCAUGCAGUUGUUGUUCAAAACUAUCAAUAACUGCUUCAAGCCGACCACUGUAGCAUAGAAACUUUCCAUCGGUUUACGUCUCAAUGGACACUGUUCAGACUAUGGCGUCUGGAUUUACUCUGGACCUGGGACCUCUGAAAGAACCACUUGGAUUCAUUCGUGUGCUAGAAUGGGUUUUCACCAUUUUUGCCUUUGCUACCACUGGAGGUUACUCUGGGACAACUCACUUCACAGUCAAAUGCGCUGGAUCCGAGCAAUCACUCGACGUGAAGCCUACGUUUGGAUACCCGUUCAGGUUGGCGGCGCAGCCUUACGGGAUGCCUACGUGCGAUGGCAAAUUCAAUGAGACCUACCUACAGGGCAACUUCUCCUCCUCGGCAGAGUUCUUUGUGUGUGUGGGUGUUUUUGGUUUUCUGUACUGCACCGCCACGCUGAUUCUGUACUUGGGCUACCAGAGUGUGUAUCGCCAGACCACCCGCGGCCCUUUCAUUGAUUUGGUGAUAACCGCUGCCUUCGCCUUCCUGUGGCUCGUGUCCUCUUCAGCCUGGGGCAAAGGCCUGACUGAUGUCAAGUGGGCCACCAACCCCGAACACCUGGUGGAGAACUGUGCCAACUGCCACCCAGGAGAGUUUCCUUCCAUGGGACGCCUAAAUGCAUCGGUGAUUUUUGGCUUUUUAAAUCUGAUCCUUUGGGCGGGUAACUGCUGGUUCAUCUACAAGGAGACGUCCUUCCACAAAGACCCCAACCCACCCGCCACUGUGGAGGAAGGAGGGAUCCCGGGGCCUUAAGCUUCUCAUGCAUGUCUCUGUAACAGUGACAAUAUUAAUAAUAAUAAUAAUUAUUAUUAUAUUGUCUCUGUACAUACUAUGCCAAACACUGGUUCUACAAAAAAAAGAAUAUUUCAAUUUAAUAUCGUUCCCAUUUGACUACAUAGCUUUUUUUAUUCUUACUAACGAGGCCUUAUUUUCUUAUGUCUUUAAGCCAUGAUGCAGCUUUUAUCCUAAAAAGCUUACAUACCAUGUACAAUUACAAUUGGUGUGUAUGUAGGAUUCAAACCUGUUGGGUGUUGAUAAAACAGCAGGGCCACUUGGCUUCAGCAUUGCUUGACUGUUUCCCGUAAGGAAAAAAAAAAACAUGAAGUUGUUUUACCGGGUUUGGGUGUUUUGUUCAGUUGUUUUCCACCCCUGUGGUGUGGGUUGUUGGAGUUGGUGCAAAUACUUCAUGUGGUGACUAAAAUAGUGUGCGUGCAUGUAUUAAUCGUUUUUUGUUUUUUUUUCAGUAAUAAUGAAUAUUGCGCAGAAGAUAUAUUCAAAAAUUGCAAAACCAAACAAAGCACUCCCGGUUGUUUAUGCAGAUGUACUAAUUGACAUAACGAAUAAAGCCGACUGCUGUCUUUUACAGACAGCAUACAGGAAGAAAGCACAUGACGACUACUACUACGUAUACCUGCUUCCUGCCAAGGUCCUAGACUAUGAUGGGAUGUUUUCUCAACCAGGGCUUGGCUGUGUACUUCUUGAUUUUUUGCUUAAAUUAAUUGGGGCUUCAGAGCAGCUAAUGAUGAUAAGACGUCCCUGACAUCCAACUGAUGGGCAAUUUUUUGUUUUACUUUUUACAUUUUUUUGUACUUCAGGUUGAAAUAUUCAAGUCCUCCCCGCUUACAUACUGUAUGAACCUGCUUCCGUCAGGAACGAGGUCUGCUGUCGUUUGUACCGCAGAUUACGGUAUUUCUUUUUUUACAUAACAGUUUUACAUUUAACAGUAGUAUUCAGUGUGUAGCCAUAUUUAUGCUUACCUCUUUCCAUUUUAUCUUCAUUUGAAAGCCAACAUCGGACGUCUGUUCGUAUUUCCGCCUCCUCGUUGGAAAGAAGAGCAUUAUUUCUGUCACAUUGAUUCAUUUGGUUUGUUGUGCCACCGCAUUGCUCUUUGCUAAGUCAAGUAAAAUGUGGCGCAAUAUAUCCUGCAUAAUUUAAUCCUGUGCGGGUCUGUGACACAAAUGUGACAUGAUUGACGACAGUGUGAGAAGCAAUGGUUUCAUCCCCUGCUGAUUUUUUUAAUAGUAGAUUUUAUUUUAACAGAGCAAAAGAAUAAUAAUUUAAAAAAAUGGUAUAACAUUGAGUGUUAUACCAGAUCCUUCAGGAUCUCAAUCUAGUCCAGUACAGUGUGUCGCUAAGGCCUUUCUUGGUGACUGUGCUCCCAACUCCCUUGACAUCAUGAAGCGGCUACUCCAUCGUAAUUAUGUUUCUGUCCAUGUCAUGACCUGAGAUUGGGAGUAUUUCUUUAAUUAGUGUUUCAUGGGCAAUUAACCGGUCUGUGGGGAUCAGUGCUUCUUUCACUUCAUUAAAUACAAAUGCUUUAUUUGAUUGGGUUACACUUUACAGUAAGGUACACAAAAUUACAGUAGAACCAACCCACCUAACCCUGACCACUACUCACUCGUUCCUCAGUUACAACUCUUAAAUAGAUGUGCUUAGUUCCUCAGCAACUACUCAUUAGUUCCUCAUUAAGUACCGUAUUUUUAUGGACCUUAUUGUAAAGCGAAACCUUUUAUUGUUUGAGUCAUGGACUGUUGAUGUCGUUGUAUAUACUUUGCUUACAGCAGGAUGCUUAUUAUCAGCCACCGUUAUGUGUAACGUACAAGUAUUCUGGUGUUGUACUGGCGGAUUGUUGUCAAGAAAAAGUAAAAAAUACAAAAACCAAAGCAGGAGCAGGAAAUAGUCAUAGUCCAAAUGCAAGCUUCCAUGUGUGACCACGUCCAUAGACGCAAAUCAUUUAGUCUUGACACAAACUGACUUGAAAGGCAGAAUUUAAUGCAGAUUUUGACAUAUUAAGAUCUUCUAGUUAUAAUCAAAUGUUUGAUAUCCUGUUUGAGUUUAAAUGUAGUUUUCAAUAAAUUUUUUCCUCUUGCUCCUGUUUUUUUCUUUUUUGUAUUUUGAUGCUUUGGUUUGAGGUUUGAUUGAAUAUAAUAGUGUCACUCUCCUAAACCCUCACCGUGGGAAAAAGUGCUAAGAUAACAAUGUAUGCAGUAUAUUAAAAAUCACAGACUGUGUAAUUUCAUUUGAAAUCCAAGCUUGUAAGUGAAGUAAAAUGUCCUCCUAUGGAUCAGCACUUGUUUAUUCAUGAGUAGUCUACACUCGGGAUCCACAGCUACUGUAUGUUUAAGAAGAUGUUUGUUGCUUAAGCACUUAAAAGGAUUAAGAAGGGCAAAGUGGUGUACACACGCCAUAGAUCACAUUGUAAGCACACUUGGGUAAAUGCUUUCUUGAUGUCACAAAAUAACAAAUAAAUUUGAAUGUGCAUGCUUCCAA
Messenger RNA from Doryrhamphus excisus (bluestripe pipefish), 3393 nucleotides. RefSeq names its product synaptophysin-like 2a (gene sypl2a). The record is from RefSeq and is a predicted model, not a curated record. Gene Ontology annotation, cellular component: synaptic vesicle; synaptic vesicle membrane. NCBI's taxonomy places the organism in Eukaryota, Metazoa, Chordata, Actinopteri, Syngnathiformes, Syngnathidae.